AUGUGGACGUCAGAGAGGCGUCUGCGGGUACACCGUGCGUGCGAUGGAUGUAAGAAGAAGAAGAAGCAGGAACAAUGCAUCGUCUCCAGUGAACCGGUCUCGAAGAAUGAGGAACAGCGCCCUUCCACCAAUCAAUCGAGGAUCAAGUCCCCAAAGAGGAAAUUUCAACCGCUCGAACCCGCUCCCUCUAAACCAGAGACCCCCGCGCCGCUAGAUCUCCCAGAUGAAAAUGAACUACCCAAGGACCCCGCCGCUGAGGACGAGACCCCGAUACAAAACGCUGGACGUUUACUACAAGAUGGCGGUGGACGGUUGUUGUAUGUGGGCGACUCAGCAGCUUUAUCAUUCCUUCAGAGUAUAAGGAGGCUUGUCGAGGGCAGCUUAGGUGCGUCCCCCUUUACGACGGACCCGAAUCGCCACAAACUUGUCGAGGCAUCGAUCUCGACGCCGCCUGGAUAUCGGCAUUCUUGCGUCCUGCCAGAUCUUGAGACCGCGCGUUAUCUGACCGAUUCCUUCUUCGACAACACAGUAGGCCUGGUUGAGAUAUUCAAUCGUGUUGCAUUUACAACUAGGCUUCUUGAGUCUUACAAUAAUCCUUUAGACGCGGAUCCUCAGUGGUUGUGCCAGGUAAAUCUGGUCUUUGCGGUCGGGAUGCAAAUGCGCAGAGGCAAACCUUCACCCUUCUCUCCGGAGGGCAAGAUACUCGAACGACUCGAGGCUCGCGGUGUCAAGAGGGCCGAGAUCUUCUACUUGACCGCAAAGGAGCUCAAGGAUCCGGCUUGUGACCUUGAAGAUGGGAAUUUUGGAGCAGUUCAAUCCCUCUUGCUGAUGACUAUUUUCAUGUUGACCGCGGCAAAACGGAAUACGGCGUGGGCCUUCUUAGGUAUGGCAGUAAGAUUGGCAUAUGCCCUUGGCAUCCACAAGGAAGAAACUCUUUCCAUAUUCCAUCCAAUAGAGCAAGAUACCCGCCGCAAGUUAUGGCAGUCUUUAUACAUCAUGGACUGUUUCCUAUCUGCGAGUUUAGGCAGGCCAAGUGCUAUUACCUCCGGGUGCGUCUCCGAGUUGUGCCCUACCACAUCACUGAAUCAAUCAACGGAGGAAAACAUCCAUACUAUCGACUUGCUCGCCUCCACCGACGCAUCCAAAAUCACAGGUGAAAUUCUCACUCGCGUCUACCAUAAACGCAAGGCUUCUCGUUCCAUCGCCUACGCCCUAUCGUUGCGCUUCAGCGAAUGGAUGAAAGAGCUUCCGAUGAGACUACACUGGAGACAGAUCUUACUUGAGCCUGAGAACCCGCAACUGACAUUAAAGCGUCUCCAUAUCAACUUGAUUUACUUUCACGGAGUUAUCCUUCUUACCAGACCAUUUCUUCUAUACCAGAUUAGUCUACAGCUCAAGCGGACUACCAACCCACCCACCACAUCAACACCUGAACCGCAAGAGCAAAACGGGCACAGCGGAAACGGGAAGCCCGAGCAGAUGUUUUGCUUCCAUGGUGCUUGCGUUCGCUCAGCAAUCCACACCAUCACUGCGGUGCAUGCUGCAUUUAUGUCGGAUGCGCUCCCAAAGAGAGAUCCAUUUGUAAUAUACUACCUCUUCUCAGCGACCCUCGUCAUCUUGGCCAACACGUUCUGCUGCGUAUAUUACGAGCAUGACAGCGAAACAGCCACCCACAUGGCCCUGAAAGUAUUCGAGUUCUGCGCCGAAGCCGACCUCCAAGCUCGCCGCUACUACGCGAUCCUCAAAUCGUUCAACGACACACUACAGGCCAGCCGCACGUCGACGCUGUCUGUCAGCGGGGCUCCAGAUCGCCGGAGCAUCUUCAACGUCCUAUUCGGCAGUGGGAACAGCCAGACGGAUAUCGACCUGGCAGCCGCCGAGAACAUCCUGUUCCCGGGCCCGCUGGGAGAGAUGGGGGUAAACCGUACAGCGGCAUCGGUGCAGAGGGACGGCCACCAAUAUGACAACAUGGGGACGAAUAAGAUGGAGCUGGAUGUCCCAUGGCCGGUGACUCUCCCUGAGGGAUCCAAGGACGCGAUUAAUUUCCAUGAUAUCUGGUGGUCUGGAGGUCAGGAUAACUUCACGCUGGAAAACGAUGUCCAGAUUCCUCUCUAUGGGCUGUUGGAGAAUCCCUGA
This is a messenger RNA of Amorphotheca resinae ATCC 22711, 2136 nucleotides long. RefSeq lists its product as hypothetical. Gene Ontology annotation, biological process: positive regulation of transcription from RNA polymerase II promoter by galactose; DNA-templated transcription. The coding region runs from base 1 to 2136 and encodes 711 amino acids. Gene Ontology annotation, cellular component: nucleus. Lineage: Eukaryota; Fungi; Ascomycota; Leotiomycetes; Helotiales; Amorphothecaceae. The transcript is spliced from 7 exons. The record is from RefSeq and is a predicted model, not a curated record. Gene Ontology annotation, molecular function: zinc ion binding; DNA-binding transcription factor activity, RNA polymerase II-specific; RNA polymerase II cis-regulatory region sequence-specific DNA binding.